This is a messenger RNA of Pseudomyrmex gracilis, 2412 nucleotides long. RefSeq lists its product as uncharacterized. Gene Ontology annotation, biological process: sensory perception of smell; detection of chemical stimulus involved in sensory perception of smell. Gene Ontology annotation, molecular function: odorant binding; olfactory receptor activity. Gene Ontology annotation, cellular component: plasma membrane. The transcript has 7 exons. NCBI's taxonomy places the organism in Eukaryota, Metazoa, Arthropoda, Insecta, Hymenoptera, Formicidae. The coding region runs from base 1 to 2412 and encodes 803 amino acids. The record is from RefSeq and is a predicted model, not a curated record.
AUGAAAGAAACCAAAGAUUGGAACGAUGAGACUUACUACGCCCUGAGUGUUCACGAAAAAGUUCUCGAUAUAAUCGGCGCUUGGCCACUGACUGCUAGAGAGUUGAAAUCAAUCGCGAGAUGCUCUUUGGCAAUUCUAAUUCAGAUCAGUACUAUCGGCAGUCUGUCUCUGGAGGCUUACCGGCAGUGUCUCGGCACCGAGGACAUGAUGGAGGCCUUUUUAAUGGAUCUCUCGUCCGUCGUCAGUCUUUCCAAGCUGGUGGUUGUACGUCUCACUUGGAGACACACCUACGUUCUGGUGACCUCGCUCAUCGACGACUGGUCGUUAUCCAGAGACACGCGGCAGCGGAAGAUCAUGAUGAGAUACACCAACUUGGGCAGAAUCGUGUCUCUGACGAUGUUGUAUCUGGGCUACGCGUCAGGUGUGUCUUUUCUCUUCAUGGCGAUGCCUUUCGACAGUCUCAUACCCUGGCUGAACGUGUCCAAAGCGAGCGAUCGUAACAACGACACACUAAUGCCAACGACCUAUUUCUUGGCGACCUAUUGCGUUUUCGGAUCGCUUUCCACGAUCGCUCACGUUUGCGUUCUGUUGCUGCAAGCGGCUCAGAUCUUCGUCAACGCGACUUCGCACUGCGGAAACGACGGUUUCUUCUUCGGUCUCGCGAUGCACCUGUGCGGUCAGUUCGAGAUGCUCGAAAUGGACUUCGCCGACGUCGAAGCGGAAGCGCGAGCUUGCAAGACGAAAUUGCGAACGUUAAUCGGAAGACAUUGUAGGCUGAUAAUACUGGCCGACAGUCUCGAGCACGCUUUCAACAUGGCGAUCCUCGCGCAGUUAUUGAUGAGCGUGCUGCUGCUCUGCGUGGAAGGCAUGCAAUUGAUAAUCUCGCUGAAACUGAACGACAACAUCGCAUCGAUAAAACACGUUGUUCUGAUUCUGACAAUGUUGGUGCAACUCUAUCUUUACUGCUACGCCGGUAAUCAGCUGGAAUGUGUAACCGGGAGAAUCGCGGGCAGCGCGUACGAUAGUCCGUGGUACGAGUUCGACGUGAAGAUAAUGAAAAAUCUGUUGCUGGUGAUGCUUCGAGGAGAAAUGCCGCAUCAAAUAACAGCUGGCAAAUUUCUACCUAUGAAUUUGUUCUCCUUCAAAGAGAUUCUGAAAGCCACCGGUUCUUACCUUUCGGUUCUCAGAAUGAUGAUAGACGUAAUGUCGAAUGAACGUUGGAACGACGACAUCGCUUACGCUUUCUCCACUCACAGACUGUGUUUGAGAGUAUUCGGUGUGUGGCCGUUGCAAACGCAGAAAGUGUUCGCGAAGACGUUAUGGAUCUCCUGGGCAAUUGGACUGAUUUUGGUGCAGCCGUUUAUAGUUAUCGAUUUUAUUUCGAGCAAUGAGAAAGUUGGUUCGAACAUAGAAACGAUAUUGCAAGGAGUAUCCGCGAUAAUUUCGCUUACCAAACUUUUGUGCAUCGGUUUCGGUCAAAAGAAAUUAGGCACAAAUAUCAACGCCGCCGCCGAUGAUUGGCUGUCCGUUAAAGACGACGAGAAAGCUAGAAAGAUUAUGAAAAAGUACGCGGUUAGAUCCAGACGGCUUACCUUUUUGUUGCUAUAUUCGGCUCUUGGGUGUUUUACCAUAUACGUGACGACCAUUCUGUUGGUAAACAUACAACAGUUGUUCUUCACGGAUCCGAAUUUGAUAGACGCUAACGCAACGACUUGGAUAUUUCUGAUCCCAUCCGGUUACUUGGGUAAUUUAGUGUCCGGCGAACAGUACGCGAUACUUCUGACCGUUCAAAUUCUUCAAACGUUCGCCAUAUGUUCCUUGCAAGCUAUCGGGGAUACCAUUUUCUUCAACUUCACGAUGCAUCUCACCGGCCAACUCAAAGUGCUCAAAAACAAAUUCAGAACGUUCGCGGACAAGCAGGACACAGAGGCGAAUUAUCGAAAGAAAUUCGUCGAUCUGGUUAACAGACACAGCGAAUUAAUGGAGUAUCAUCAGAAUUUGGAAGACACUUUUCACUUCAUUCUGUUAGUUCAGCUUGUGAUAAUAACAGUUCUGCUCGCGUUGAUAGGAUUGCGUAUAGAUUUUUUACUAACCGAAGGCGGUGAUCAGGUCGAAAUGAUGAAGAACACUUUCGUGAUGAACUACUUACUGUUACAGUCGUUGGUGGUCACUUACGCCGCUGAUUUCUUGCAGGCCGAGAGUGAAGAUAUAUUUAUAGCUCUGUACACAACUUCCUGGUUCAAGCUUCCCGUAAAGUUGAUGAAGGAUCUGAAUUUCGCGAUGAUGAGAUCGAGCAUUCCGUUCCGUCUUACUGGCGGAAAAUUCUUUUAUGUUAAUCGCGAGACGAUGAUGAACAUCCUUAAGACAGCGGCGUCUUACGUUUCGGUUUUACGAAUUGCGUUGCAGGAAUAA